Betta splendens (Siamese fighting fish) is the source of this 3272-nucleotide messenger RNA. RefSeq lists its product as uncharacterized. The transcript is spliced from 3 exons. Lineage: Eukaryota; Metazoa; Chordata; Actinopteri; Anabantiformes; Osphronemidae. Gene Ontology annotation, molecular function: nucleic acid binding; zinc ion binding. The record is from RefSeq and is a predicted model, not a curated record. The coding region runs from base 1017 to 2819 and encodes 600 amino acids.
GAAGUACAAGUGGGAAGAAACAGAGCAGCCGCAGAAAUUCUGAAGUUGCUGAACUGGACUCUCAUCUACUCUGGAGGUGCACGCGGUGAGAGGCGGCGGGCUGGUCUGGGCGUUCUCUUAGCUCCCCAGCUCAGCGCCUUCAGAAAUUGGCGUCUACGAACAGGAUCCCGCUGCAGGUCGUCUGGACGGUGUGAUCAGGGACGGCGGUCCUGAGGACUAGGGUCGCUCAGCCUCCAAACCUCUACAGCUGUUCUGAGUGGGAGGACUGCUCACCCGUCUGGAUCGCCUCUGACGAGAUCCAACAAACUCAAAAUCCAACGAACACAAAAUCCAACCUCUACUCGGCCCGGUGAGAGAGAUUCCGUUUUGUUGCGACUUGUUGAAGAGAAAAAAAAAAAAGAGAAACGGGUUUGAAAUUGGUUUCAGUUAUUCGGGGUUUACUUGGCUCUGAUCAUUUGGUUUAGGGAAAGUAAGGCAAAUAACAAUUAAUUCUAAGCAUCCCCUACUAGACUAAAACAAACAACGACAAAAGAAAAAUAUAACUAGGACUAGAGAUAAUAAUAUUUCUAAAACGACUAUUUGGCUGAAAACAUCCAAAAAUAAUAUAUAUAUAUUUUUAAUUUUAAAUUUAAUAUUCGGGUAAAAUUAAUUUGGUCAAAGUCUGCCCUGGUGGCCGAGACGGUGGUUGCUAAGGGUUGGCUCGUGGGACCGAGCUUGUUUUGUCUGUACUGAGGAUACAGACCAGUGUGCAGAUCUGAGCGCAGUCCAAAGGGAGUGGACAAGAAAUAAAAGACGGCUUCUGAAAUACGGAGCGCGUUUGCAGGGGGUAGUGGUUUUGAGAUACGAGGGACCCGGGUCUUAGAGGGGCCUGACGGUGAGGGACCAUUUCCGAGAACCCUGUCGCUGAUCUGAGCGGUUCCCUUUCUACGGAGACGUCCGUGGAAGAGAAAUUUUGGAAAAGGUUCCGGCCGGAACACAUAAAAAUCUAAGGCAGGAAACCGCCGGGACUCUGAAAGAUGGGUUCGGGGCGAUCUAAGUCUCCACCACCAGACUGCAGCAUUACAAAAUUAAUGAGACGUAAAUAUGGUGAUGAGUGCGUGUCAUGUCUUCACGACUGGACAAAACAUUAUGGGUUUCAAGAAGGUGGAUCACUCAGUGUGAAGGACAUACGCGCUUUAAAAGAAAAAUUAGAAGAGAAGGAGAAACAGCUCCGUAAAAGUAGAACGAUCAAAGUUAAAACCUUAGAAGAAAUUGAAUUAAACAACAGAUGCCUUGAGAUUUGGGUUAAAGAAUCAGAACGCAGGGAAAGACUGAAAUGCCAAAAAGAGUUAGGAGGGAGAAAGGACGAGAGUGGUGACGUAGCUGGCAGAAAAGAUAACAACUCUGUGGAAGCUCGCACACUGCCACUAUACACACAUACACACACACAGCAUGAUGAGAAACAGAGCGCUCCCACUGUUUCUGCUUUGUAUCCUUUUGCAGAGCUGAGCGCGGUCAAGGUGAAUCCCGACCUGGACUCCUUCUACGUCAGCAGGAGGGCCGGGCAGGGUGGACAGCAGGACCAACAGCCUGAUCCACAGCAACAGCCUGCCCCGUAUCAACAACCUGCCCCACUGCAGCAGCCUGGCCCACACCAACAGCCUGGCCAACCUCUGUUAGCAGGAGCUGCAACAUCGGCUGCAGAGCAGUCAGAGCAUGUGGAGGACAGUGUAAAUGCCACACCAACUCCUGGAAUGGAUGUAGAGACGUUCUGGGCCAAUUCACCUGUCGGCUUCAUUCCUACAUCAUCCACUGCCACAGACUCUGCCCAUGCACCAACUGCCACUACGAGUGCUGCCUCUGCAACUACCAGCGUUCGUACCCUGAGGAGCAACACACCAGUAGCUCCAGAAAUCAGCUUGCCCAUGGUGGAAGUGGCCGGCCCUGAAGGAAGCAUGUUAGUGCACAGACCAUGGACUAGCGCUGACAUAGCUGACUUUGCUCAAAAUCUCCCAGACAUCACUGUAUCAGGAAAGACAUUCGGUGCCAACCGUCUGGCUUUCUGCCAGGAGUACAGACCCACUGGAGCUGAGAUCCGUCGCAUCCUGGCCAAACGUCUUGCACCUUGUGAAUACCAAAAGCUGGCUAGACAAUUGCCUGAUGUGACACUGGCUCUCAAACACAAAGACUGGACAAACAACUUAAAUGAUGGAUUCGUUACCGCAGUGAGGACGCUUGUUGCCCACUUUGAAACUGCGUUCCCUGAUAAAGUCUGUAUGAUUAAAGUCACCACAUGCAAACAACAACCAGAAGAAUCAGUUGAUGACUUUGUUCACCGCCUCACCACUACAUACAACACACACGGAGGAGUUCAUCCUCCCCCUGAAAGAGUGGGAGGACUCAUCUGUUCAACAUACGAGAGUCACCUGUGUGAACUGCUGAUGAAAGGCUUACUCCCUGAAGUUUUUGACGCCGUGAAGCAGUCAUACAUUGGAUGGAAAGAAGAAGCGCGUCUGUCUGACCUCACAAGACACGCACGCCAUGCUUAUGACACUCUCCAGAAGAAGAAGAUGGCGAAGAAGGAAAAACAACAGAGCGAAUUGUAUCUGCCAUCCUUGGAGAUGUUCUCUGCGAUGCAUAACAACAACAGAGGAGCGGGCAGGUUUCGCGGGCGAGGACGAGGAAGAGACUUCAGACGGAAUUGGCACAACAGAGACACAGGGGGCGCAUCUGGAGAUCCAGGAAACGCUUGCCACAUCUACGGCGAGAUGGGACACUGGAGGAAGUACUGCCCCCGGCUACGUCAGGUUCCACCCUCCUGGGCACUCUCGUCAGACUGACUAGAGAAGGAGCCCAGCGAAGGUUUCCGUUCACAUGAUGAUGUAGACGGUACCGCACAGACACACACACACACUCGCUCACACUUGAUACAUGCUCAAUAGAUUCAAAUUCAUGCUUGCCUGCUUCCAAUGAAGACUUGCUUUCUGCUCAAAAUAUCCCACAGAGUGAUUUUGAAAAGAAUAACAAACAGCUAAAUGACAACUGCUGCAUGACUUUACAGUCAAAUGGUUUCAAACAAUUUCCUGAGUUUGCUCUGACGGUUCAAGGUGAACGUAUGAUGUUUUUAGUAGACUCAGGAGCAACAAAUUCGGUAAUAAAAUCUUCCAUGUUUUCCAAUCCACCUAAAAUGAGUGGACGAUUUGUGCACACUAUAGGUUCGUCUGGCCAGACAAUAAAAGAAAAACUUACUGUGCCUCUGUCUUGCACAACAUCAGACGGCAAGACACAGACGA